AUGUCCUCAAAGAAGAAAAUGAAAGGAAAGCAUUCCAGAGAUGAAUUACAGGAACGCAAAGCCAACUUCCAUCCCUGUUCAAAUUUCCUUCCCCUUGAGGAACCGGAUGUCUCAAGGAUACCGAAGGUAGCAGAAGCAAAUAAUCUUGAGGAGCUCAGCGAUUCAUUUGAUCACCCUUUGCACAGUACCGCUGUGGGUGCUUAUGGAGAGGAGCAUUCAGAAAAUGAGUCGCUUGGUCAUGCUUCAGCUCCACGGAGGGAAAAUAGAAAGAGAAGUAAAGAAGUGCAGCGCUCAAAAACGGCUGGUGGUGAUGUUCAGAAAUCCAACACAGCUGAUCCUGAAGAUAAAGCCCUUGAGGAGAGCAUGAAGGCUCUGAAUACUACUCAAUUCCAGGCGAAAAAGAAGCGGCCUUCAGAGGAGACCACGUCAGAUCCUUCUGUGGGUAGCUCAUGUUCUGUACAGGUUUGGUGUCCCAAAGACCUGAAGAGAUCUCGUACAGAUAUUACAGAACUGGAUAUUGUUCUGGAUGCGUUUGAGAAGAUAGUGGCAAAUUACAGACAAAGCAUAGAAUCAAAUGUUUGCAGAAAAGCUAUCAAUGGUUUCUGUUCUGCUUUCAAGGACCAAAUCACUGAUCUUAUACGGGAAGUCCAGGAAUUAAAGAAUAUUAAGAAAAAAAACGCUAAGGUAAUAAAAAACAUGAAAAAGAAAAUGCAGCGACUGUUGCAAGUGAGAGAAGAGCUAAUUGGAGCUGAACCACAACUGAUACAACUACAAAGAGAAUAUGCUGAGAUAGAGGAAAGGAGAUCUUCCUGGAGGAAGGCAACUGAAUUGCUUACUGAUUUAAAGGAGCUGCAGCAAAACUGUUUGGAUUACAGAGAAGAAAACCCAAAUGAAGAAGAGGUAUAUGGAACUUCCAGCGUCCCUGCUCUACUGAUGGAGUCACGGAGAAUUCUAGAAGCAGAAAGACACUUUCAGAAAAUCAACAGGAGACUGGAAGAUGCUCUGGCUGCACAGACAGGGAAUUUAUCAAAACUAAGUGCUUUUUAA
Molecule: messenger RNA, 1047 nt
Organism: Mesitornis unicolor (brown roatelo)
Lineage: Eukaryota; Metazoa; Chordata; Aves; Mesitornithiformes; Mesitornithidae
Gene: CENPU
Product: centromere protein U
Exons: 11
Coding region: 1-1047 (348 amino acids)
Cellular component (GO): nucleus
Source: RefSeq, a predicted model, not a curated record